AAAUAUCAAACGGAACCAAAUAUUGCCUAGCAAUUAAUCAACGAUGACACUGAAAAAGGGAAAAUUUCAACCCACAGUGAAAUGCAAAACAUAACUUUGUAAUAGCAUAACAUAAAACCUAAAAAAAAUGCUAAAAGUGUACAUUUUUUGCUUGUUUUUUACCAACACUUAAAAAAACAUUUUAUAUUUCAAAUAUAUUUGCCAACCUGUUUAAACAACUAAUUACAUUUCUCUUACAAAAUCGAUACCAUAUUAAAUUUGAGCUAUCUACUAACAUUAUUACCGUGACCCAACCGUUUAACGUUUAGAAAAUGAGAAGGCUCGCGGUAUUAGCUUUAUGGCUUCUUGCCGUAGUUUUUUCUGUUGAGGCAUGGACGAAAGCAAUGGAAAAUCCGAGCCUUUACCAAGGCGACAUGAUUUUAUCCCCAGCUCAAAGGGAAUAUUUCAUGAAAGGAAGAUCAAAAGCGUAUGGAUCAAUUGCAGAUGUAACAAAACUAUGGCCAAAAGGAGUAGUACCUUAUGUGAUUACAUCGUCAUUGCAAAAAAACAGUAAAGCUAUGAGUGAAAUACAAGAAGCUUUUAAUCAAUAUCAUAAGUAUACUUGCAUCCGUUUUGUCGCGAGAAAGAAAGAAAGAGAUUACAUCAAAUUUUACCAAGGAAACAGUUGUUCAUCAAUGGUCGGCAAACAAACAUGGGCGCAACUUAUUUCUUUAGCUUCAGGAUGCUGGUGGAGAACGACUAUAAUGCACGAAAUUGGACACGCCCUGGGUUUUGAGCAUGAACAAUCAAGACCAGAUCGAGACAAAUAUGUUGAGAUAAUUUGGGGAAAUAUUCAUUCAAGUGUACGUUCUCAAUUUGAAAAACUACCGGAUUCAAUAAUAAAUUCACUUGGAACGCCUUACGACGUAAGAUCCAUGAUGCAUUACGCUUGGAAUUCAUUCAGUAAAAAAAUGAGCAUUCGCACACUUGAUCCGCGUGAUCAGUAUGAAAUUGGCCAAAGAGAUGGAUUCUCACAUAUAGAUAUUCAACAAAUUAACCUAUUGUAUCGUUGCAAUGGUACAUACCCCACUUUACCACCGUACGUGAAACCACCCAAAGGUUGUUUUGAUAUAAGUCCAUUCUGUGCUAAGAAUGCUUUUGAAGGAAAAUGUAACCAGCCUAGUUGGAAAUGGUUUAUGAGCAAAGAAUGUAGAAGAACGUGUAAGUUGUGCGAAAGUGAUCCUAACACAUCCAAGCCGUUUACUGCUGCCACAAAGAGAAACACCAAAACAACAUCAAAAGCUGCCACAACGACAAAAGCAACAACAACAACAAAGAAGUCAGGAGGGCGAGUGACACAGCCGACAAAGUUCAGUUCAACCAGUAAGACUGUUUGCCAAGAUCGUGUAAACUGCUUGCAAUUUCCGAAAGAACGUUGCAACAGCACUAACAAUUCUUGGAAAUAUUAUAUGAGCAGGAGUUGUAAGAAAUAUUGUGGACUUUGUUAAACUAUAAAAUAAAUAUUGUAUCAGUCGAAGAUCUUA
Hydractinia symbiolongicarpus is the source of this 1523-nucleotide messenger RNA. Its product is annotated as zinc metalloproteinase nas-4-like. Gene Ontology annotation, molecular function: zinc ion binding; metalloendopeptidase activity. The record is from RefSeq and is a predicted model, not a curated record. The coding region runs from base 312 to 1487 and encodes 391 amino acids. The transcript is spliced from 9 exons. Lineage: Eukaryota; Metazoa; Cnidaria; Hydrozoa; Anthoathecata; Hydractiniidae. Gene Ontology annotation, biological process: proteolysis.